Molecule: messenger RNA, 483 nt
Organism: Cheilinus undulatus (humphead wrasse)
Lineage: Eukaryota; Metazoa; Chordata; Actinopteri; Labriformes; Labridae
Product: NADH dehydrogenase [ubiquinone] 1 beta subcomplex subunit 1-like
Exons: 3
Coding region: 163-339 (58 amino acids)
Cellular component (GO): mitochondrion
Source: RefSeq, a predicted model, not a curated record
AUUUAUGCGUACUGAGUUGUAAGAAAAUACACUGAAACAGAUGUUAUUGCAACUGAAGUGAUUUUAUGUUCAAGUGACGUGCUCACAGUUGGUAGAGUCCAAUGUCCUCUGCCUGCACGGUGACGAACUGAAGGCCACGGCUUGGAAUAAACAGGAGGAACCAUGGUAAACUUUGUAGCAUUCGCCCGGGCACAUUGGGUGAAUGUUUUGAUACCAGUUGGCUUUCUGCUUGGGAUGUAUUUUGACAGACAACAGGACCAGAAGCUGACAGCUUUCAGGAACAAAAGCGCUCUGUACAGCAGGGAACUGAAGCCUGGCGAGGAGGUGACCUGGAAGUAGACUGGUCCUAUCCAAAGUGUGUCCUGUCAUCUGUGGUGUAAAUGACCAAUGGAUGUCCCUCAAAUCAGUAAAUUUAAGAAGACCUCUAUAUUUCUGUUAAUGAGUUGUAUCAACCAGUAAUAAACAUGCAAUUUGUCAUUAAAA